Candidozyma haemuli is the source of this 885-nucleotide messenger RNA. RefSeq names its product cytochrome-b5 reductase (gene MCR1). Gene Ontology annotation, molecular function: cytochrome-b5 reductase activity, acting on NAD(P)H. The record is from RefSeq and is a predicted model, not a curated record. The coding region runs from base 1 to 885 and encodes 294 amino acids. The transcript has a single exon. Gene Ontology annotation, biological process: ergosterol biosynthetic process. Lineage: Eukaryota; Fungi; Ascomycota; Pichiomycetes; Serinales; Metschnikowiaceae.
AUGUUCGCUAGAUUGACCUCCAGAAACGUCUGGCCGCUUGUUGGCGCCGUUGGUGCCGUUGGUGCCGUUGGCUUGGCUUACCGCUUGAACAACCCUAUUUUGAACGAUACCGGUAAGACUUUCACCGGUGGCGACGAAUGGAUCGACUUGAAGUUGAAGGAGGCUCGCCAGGUUUCUCCUGACUCCAAGCACUACGUGUUUGAGCUUAAGGACCCUGAGCACACUUCCGGUUUGGUCACCGCCUCUUGUUUGAUGGCAAAGUACGUCACUGAAAAGGGCAACAAUGUCAUCAGACCUUACACUCCAAUCUCGGACUCUGACCAGCAGGGUACUCUUGAUUUCGUGAUCAAGACCUACGAAACCGGUAAGUUUUCCAAGCACUUCUGGAACUUGAAGCCUAACGACACUGUUUCCUUCAAGGGUCCAGUUGUCAAGUGGAAGUGGGACCCUAACCAGUUUGAGAAGAUCUCUUUGAUUGGCGGUGGUUCCGGUAUCACUCCAUUGUACCACUUGCUCAGUGAAAUCGCCAGAAACCCAGAGGACAAGACCAAGGUCGACUUGUACUACGCUUCCACCAGUAUCCCAGACAUCUUGUUGAAGAAGGAGAUUGACGAGCUUGCCAACAAGCACAAGGACCAGAUCAAGGUCCACUACUUUGUUGACAAGCCAGACGAAGGAUGGGAGGGCCAGACCGGUUACAUCGGCAAGGACUUCUUGAAGGAACACUUGCCUCCUCCAUCCAAGGACUCCAAGAUCUUUGUUUGCGGUCCUCCACCAAUGUACAAGGCUCUUUCGGGUAUGAAGAACUCUCCUACCGACCAGGGUGAGAUCACCGGUGCUUUGGCUGAGUUGGGCUACAACAACGACCACGUGUUUAAGUUCUAA